This is a messenger RNA of Closterium sp. Yama58-4, 8286 nucleotides long. Lineage: Eukaryota; Viridiplantae; Streptophyta; Zygnematophyceae; Desmidiales; Closteriaceae. The record is from the annotation of a GenBank genome assembly.
AUGGUGGACGCGUCAGCUCCAGCUUCGGAAGUUCCAGCCGCUUCCGAGCCUGUCCAGAAGGCUUCAGGCUCGGAAGCUGAUGCAAAUGCCGAAGCUCUUCCGGUGAUCGACAUGGUGCCGAUCCUGGAGCUUGCCGAGGCUAAAGUAUGCUCGUGUUCAGUGAACGACCGUGUCGGUGUGUUCGACGCAUCGAUCUCGUCAGCUCUUGACAGCAAAGCUGUAGACGUUGCAUCAGCAGCCCCUCGCCUCGCUUCGCUCAUCUUCCAGACCCUCCCCAUCUACUCCGACCGUCGCUCCCAAGCCUCGGUUGAGCGAGCUCUAACCAAAGCUCUCAAGCGCGAAACUGCCUUUGUCAAGGCAUUCGCCGGAGCUCUCGUCCAAACCUGCGCCAAGCCAGGCUCGGUGUCAGCCUCGGUGGCCGGCUUGGUUCGGUACAAGCUGCUCAAGUGGUCGUGUCUGCUUCUGAGAGAGAGGGGGGAUGCGAUCGUGGGCGUGCGGGCGGCGUUCUCUCGUCUGGUAGUGGCACAAGGGACGCUGCUGACAGUGGCGCUGGGAGAUGAGCCAAGGAUGAAGCGAGCUUCGUUGCAUGCUGUCAACGAGAUGCUUGGCGCGGUGCCCUCCCUUGCAGCAGCAUACCUGGCAGAGCUCAAGUCCACGCCUGUCACCCUCACCACAGUCGGCAUUGCCCAUCCCCUUCUCACCUACUUCCUCGAGACCAAGGCGCGCGAAUCAAAAGGUGCUGCAGCAGCAGAUGACGUAGCGAAUGGGACUGCAGAAGCAGCAGCAGCAGCUGUGCCUGGUUCCGCAGCUGAGGCCAAGGCGUUCUUCCUGGAGACCUACUCCAAGCUCGUGCUGAGCAGCAGGGAGCGACCCCCCCACGUGGCAUCAGAGGCGUUUGCCCCUCUGCUGCACUCACUGGAGCACACGGAGUUCAAGGGCACUCUCUUCCCCACUGCUGCCAAGAUGCUGAAGCGCAACCCUGAGCUCAUCAUGGACGCUGUUGGUUACCUGCUGUCGACUGUGCGCCUUGAUUUGAGCGCCUAUGCACCAGAGCUGCUGCCCACGCUAGCCCUGCAGGCGCGGCAUCAGAAUGCAGCCACAAGGGAGGAAGCGAUUGGCGUAUUUGCAGUAGCAGCCAAGCAGUGCAGCGACUCUGACAGCAUCCGGACCUUGUUUGCAUACCUCAAGGGGGUUCUGGCAGGCAAGGAGGGCAAGCUGACGUCAGCGUAUCAAAAGGUGGGAGUCUACCAGACGCUGCGGGCACUCUCCUCCUUCUCCCCACCGGGACCCAAUGCCAUGGCGCCAGCUGUCGCUGCUGAUGUGGCGGAGUUCCUGAUGACGGCCUAUGCUGGCGACACCAAUGAGGAGGUGCUUGCAUCGAUCCUUUCAGCGCUGGGCGAGUGGCUUGCGCGGACAGCAAGGCAGGCGCCUGCUGCCACGUCAGCUUUCGUCACUGCCAGGCUGGCGAAGGAGAAGGAGACGCUCAGGCGCUGCACGCUGAGGUGUCUGCGAAUGGCCUUCCGCAACCCACACGUGCGAGAGAAGCUCGUGCCAUGUGUGGAUGCGCUAGUGGCGCUGGUGAAGAGUGGAGUGGCAAAGCCCACCAUGCGGCUGGACGGGGUGUAUGCUCUGCUGCUGGCAGCAUCAAUUGCUGCACUUGACCUCGGAUCAGAGGAGAAGCUAGCAAAGGAGAAGGUGUGGCAGCUGGUGCUGCAGGGCGAACCACCCUUCCUCUCCACCUCCAUUGUGCCAAAGGUCACAGGAGAAGAGGACCUUCUCGCCCUGCUUGAAUUGGUGGAGGUAGUGCUGCUUCACCACUCGGCCAGUGUCAGCACGGGUCAUGCUGCAGCUGUCAGCACGAAUGAGCUCUGCAGGCUGGCAGUGCAUCUGCUGUGGCACCCCUUCUCGUCAGUGCGCAAGGCAGCACACGCCAUGGUGGCUCGCUUUCACGCCAUCUCGCCUCUCCUCUCCGACUCCCUGCUGGACGCCCUCUCCCUCUCCCUGCCGCCUCUGGAGGAUCUCGCAGCAGCUGCGGCCAUCAGCACCGGGGACGCCCCUGAGGCAGCAGCAUCACCAGAGUCAGCUGCGGACCGCCUUCCGCCCCCACAGCUGCUGGGGCAGGCGCUGCUGGUGGUGGCGGGCACAGGGGCAGUGGCAGAGAGGGUGGGCGUGGCGGCACGGGUGAUGCUGCUGGCGCAUCACAGGCUUGUGUCUGGGGGACGGAGGAGAGACGUGGUGUGGCAGGAGCUUGUAAGGGCAUGGCAGCGUCGCGCAUAUGAGGUGUCUGCCACUCUGGCUGCGGAGCCUGUUGUUGUGGCUAAGAUUCUGACUGGACCAGCGGGGCUCACAUCCAGCCGUCCAGCUCAGUCAGAUGCUGCCAUCGCAGCCAUCCAAUCUGCCAUGCGCCUCAUCCCUGCAGAGUUCUUCCAGCCUCUAGUGAUGGAGCUGGAAGCGGUGGGACAGCGGAAAGAGCACGAUGCUCUCACGGAUUCGGAGAUUAAGAUAUUCAACACUCCCGAAGGCAUGCUAUCAGCGGAGGACGGAGUGUACGUGGCGGCGGUGGUGAGGGACAAGAACGUGAGGCAGGCGCGGGGCAAGCUGAAGCUGUACGGUGCAGAGCUGGAUGACGAUGACGAGGAGGAGGAGCCUAGCAAACCUGCCCCGGCUGCUGCACCUGCAAAGAAAGGCGCUGCUGCCACACCAGCACGCGGAGCAGGUGGGGCCAGUGGCCCGAAGGGGGCGGCUGGGAGAGGAGCAGGCAAGAAGGACACAGGCAAGCCCGGGGCAAAGAAAGCAGCGGCAGGCGAUGGGGAGAAGGGGAAGACUGCCAAGGAGGAGGCAAGGGAGGCUUUGCUGCUGGAGGAGGCAGCAGUGAGGGAGAGAGUGAGGGGGAUUCAGAGGCACACGGGGGUGCUGGUGCGGGCGCUGGGUGCGGCUGCUGCUGCCAACCCGGCCUUCUCACACGACCAGCUGCCCCAGCUGGUAGCGUCCAUCCUACCGCUGCUGCGCUCGCCGCUCAUCCCCUCGCAGGCCUUUGACGCGCUGGCGCAGGUGAUGCGCUGCCUCUCCCCCGCGCUGCAGCCCUUCUCCUGGGACGUCGCCUCCGCCCUCUGCUCCGUCUCCCUCGCAGGGGAGAGCCUGGCAGAGCAGCUUAAGGAGGAGAGCGCGGAGGAGGGCGAGGAGGAGGGAGGGGAGGGGAAGAGGAGGAGGAAGAAGGAGGAGAGUGUGGUGGACAGGGUGGUGCGGGCUGUGUGGGCGGCAUGUAAGGAGGGAGGGUCGCUGCCUGCUGCCACGUUUGGCGCUGUGUUCCCGAUCUUCGAGAGAGUGCUUCGAGCGAACAAGAAGACCCGUCUGCACGAUUCCAUUAUUUCAAUCCUGCAGCUGCACACCUCGCCCUUCAUCGCUCUGCCGCGCCUCGCCAUGAUCUCGGUGCUCUACCACGUGUUGGGCCGCGUCCGCAUCUACCACUCACGGGUCCAACCAAUUCUGAGGGAGCUGUGCAGAGGCCUCAAGUCCGACGAGAUUGGAGGGGCACUAGAAGGGCUGUUUGCAGAGCAGGCACAUGUGAGGGAGGCAUGUCUGGAAGCAGUCAAGUAUAUUCCAACCCUAGCAGCAGGCAAGGCCCCUCAAGACCCCUAUGUGGCCUGUGCCAUCUGGAUGGCCCAAUACGACCCCGAACCUGCCAACGCCGAGGCUGCCGAGAUGGUCUGGGACAUGUACGGGCACGAGCUAGGCCCGGAGUAUGCGCCGAACCUGAUCGUCAGCCUCGGAAACCCGAGCCAGGAGGUUCGGCUGGCGGCUGCCGAGGCUAUGGCGGCAGCUAUGGAUGAAUACCGAGGCACGAUCCAGGCCAGUUUGUCGAGCCUGUUCUCGCUGUAUGUGCGGGAUGCGCCACCUCAGACUUCCAUGUGGCGGCCUCAGGAUGAUGCCACGUGGCACAGCAGGGAGGGCAUGGCUUUGGCGAUGCGUGCUGCUGCUGACGUGCUGACCACUAAGGAGCUGCCACUUGUCGCCACGUUCCUCAUCUCCAAAGCCCUGGCCGAUCCUAAUGAGGAGGUUCGGAGGCGCAUGGUGGAGGCAGGUUUGGCGAUCAUCAACCGGCAUGGCAAGGAGAACGUGGGACUGCUGCUGCCCAUCUUUGAAAACUACCUCGACAGAAAGGCGGACAACGAGCACAGUUAUGAUCUUGUGCGAGAGGGUGUGGUGGUCUUCCUUGGUGCCCUUGCUAAGCAUCUUGCCCCGGAGGAUCCCAAGGUGACGCUCAUUCUCGCCCGGCUGCUGGAGGUGCUCAACACGCCCUCAGAGGCCGUGCAGAGGGCCGUGUCUGACUGCUUGCCGCCACUCAUGCCCGCCAUCUCCCUCAAGGAGGGUGGCGCCCAGGCGCUCAUAGCCCAGCAGCUGAAGGUCCUGCUGACGAGUGACCGCUUUGCCGAGAGGAGAGGCGCGGCAUUUGGGCUGGCAGGGGUAGUGAAGGGGCUGGGUCUGAGGAGCAUCAAAGAUUAUGGCGUGCUGCAGGCACUGAUCAAGGGCGUGGAGGACAAGUCAUCCCCGAAGGCAAGAGAAGGAGCACUCUUCGGCUUUGAAUGCCUGUCCGAGAAGCUUGGUCGCCUCUUUGAACCCUACGUGAUCCACAUCUUGCCCUACCUCCUGGUGUGCUACUCAGACACAGCCACUCCAGUGCGCGAGGCCACGGUGCAUGCGUCUCGCUGCAUCAUGGGGCAGCUCAGUGCCCCUGGCGUGAAGCUCAUCCUCCCUGCGCUGCUCAAGGGAUUGGAGGAGAAGGCGUGGAGAAGCAAGCAGGGCAGCGUGCAGCUGCUGGGAGCCAUGGCCUUCUGUGCGCCGCGCCAGCUGUCGCACUGCCUUCCCCUCGUGGUGCCCAAGCUCAGCGAGGUAUUGACUGACACGCACCCCAAGGUGCAGGCAGCAGCGCACACGUCCCUGCAGCAAGUGGGGAGUGUCAUCCGCAACCCUGAGAUCGCUGCCCUCGUGCCGUCGCUGCUGGACGGCAUCGCCAACCCCAACAAGCACACCCGCGCCUGCCUUGACCUUCUUUUGCAGACCACCUUUGUGAACUCCAUCGACGCGGCCUCUCUGGCCCUCGUGAUCCCCAUCGUGCACCGCGCGCUGAGAGAGCGCUCCUCAGACAUCAAGAAGCGCGCCGCUCAGAUCGUAGGCAACACCGUCUCCCUCGUCACGGACCACUCCUCACUCCUUCCCUACCUCAACCUGCUGCUCCCCGGGCUCAAGAAAGUGUUGUUAGAUCCGCAUCCGGACGUGCGCACCGUGGCGGCCAAGGCGUUUGGGUCGUUGGUGCGCGGCGUGGGCGAGCACGAGUUCCCCGACCUCGUGCCCUGGAUGCUCGAAACCAUCGGGUCCGAUGCAUCGAGUGUGGAGAGGUCAGGGGCGGCUCAGGGGUUGAGCGAGGUGCUGGGGGCGCAGGGCCGGCACCGGUUCGAGGUGCUGCUGCCAGACCUGCUGGCGGGGUGCUCACACAAGGUGGCGACUGUCAGAGAUGGCCAUUUGACUCUGUUCAAGUACCUACCGCUUGCCUUCGGUGCACCCUUCCAGAACUACCUCCCCCAAGUGCUGCCUGCCAUCCUCGACGGGCUGGCGGAUGAGAGUGAGAGUGUGCGCGAUGCAGCACUGGCAGCUGGGCAUGUGUUGGUACAGCAGUACGCCAUCAGUUCGCUGCCUUUGCUGUUGCCAGCGGUGGAGGAGGGGCUGUUCAGCGACAGCUGGCGGAUCAGGCAGAGCUCCAUGGAGCUGCUGGGCGACCUGCUCUUCAAGGUGGCAGGCACAUCAGGGAAAGUCGUUUUGGAGGGAGGCAGCGACGACGAGGGGGCGAGCACGGAGGCGCAGGGCCGGGCAAUUCUGGACGUGCUGGGGCUGGAGAGGCGCAACGAGGUGCUGGCUGCUGUGUACAUCGUUCGAUCAGAUGUGUCACUCUCCGUGCGACAGUCCGCGGUGCACGUGUGGAAGACCAUAGUGGCCAACACCCCGCGCACGCUCAAGGAGAUCAUGCCCACACUCAUGCGCCUCCUCAUCGACUCCCUCGGCUCACCUUCUUUCGAGCGCCGCCAGAUGGCCAGUCGGGCCAUAGGCGAGUUGGUGCGCAAGCUGGGAGAGCGAGUGCUGCCUUCUGUGGUGCCCAUCCUCUCUGCUGGCCUCAAGGACCCCAACCCUGCCACCAGACAGGGUGUGUGCUGUGGGCUGGGCGAGGUGAUGAAUGCAGCAGGGCGGCAAAACCUCACCUCCCAUCUGGACGAUCUUAUUGGCACCAUCCGUACCGCGCUCUGUGACGAGGAUGCUGAGGUGCGGGAGGCAGCAGCACAGGCCUUCAGCACACUCUACAAGAGUGCGGGCAUGCAAGCAAUUGAUGAGAUUGUGCCAGCACUGCUGCACUCUCUAGAGGAUCCUCGCACGUCUGCCACGGCCCUUGACGGGCUCAAACAGAUUCUCAGUGUGCGCACCACUGUCGUUCUGCCCCACAUCCUGCCCAAGCUCGUCAAACCGCCUCUCACGGAGUUCAAGGCACAUGCUCUGGGUGCGCUGGCAGAGGUGGCAGGUGCAGGCAUGUGUGUGCAUCUGUCCACGGUGCUACCGCCACUGCUCAACGAGAUGGGGCAGAUGGAGGAGUCUCCCUUGCGUUCCAUGGCGGUGGCGUCAGCAGAGGCGGUCGUGAAGGGCGUGGACGAGGAGGGUCUCGACUCUCUCAUUGGCGAGCUCACGCACGCUCUCUCUGAUAACUCGGCUGUCAUGAGGCGCGGAGCAGCGAAGCUUCUGGGAACGUUCUGCAAGAUCACACGUGUGGAUCUGGAGGAGGAGCUGCCAUCACUGAUGACCAUUCUCAUCGUCAUGCUCGCUGACCCCGAUGAGGCCUGUGUGAAGGUGGCAUGGGAAGCGCUGGGCAGUGUCACGAGCACCAUUCCCAAGGAGUCGCUCCCAGUGCACCUCAAAGUGGUUCGAGACGCUGUUGCCACAGCCAGGGACAGGGAGAGGCGGAAGAGGAAGGGCCUUCCCAUGCUCGUUGCUGGUUUCUGCCUGCCCAAGGGCUUGCAGCCGGUGCUUCAGAUAUACCUGCAGGCGCUCAUGUUGGGAUCAGCAGAGAUGCGAGAGGCAGCAGCAGACGGUUUGGCAGAGCUCAUAGACGUGGCCAGUGAGGUGGCGCUGCGGCCAUUUGUUGUUCCCAUUACUGGCCCCCUCAUCCGCAUAGUGGGGGAUCGCUUCCCCUGGCAGGUCAAGGCGGCCAUUCUCUCUACCCUCGCCAUUCUCAUCUCCAAGGGCGGCAUCGCACUCAAGCCCUUCCUGCCGCAGCUGCAGACCACCUUCAUCCGCUGCCUCCAGGACUCCAACCGCACGGUGCGCUCGCGAGCAGCCAAGGCGUUGGGGCGGCUGACAGCUCUCAACCCAAGAGUGGAUGCUCUCAUCUCCGACCUCCUCAACUCCAUCCAGACUGCAGACGGGGCAGUGAAGGAGUCGAUGCUGAUGGCAGUGCGUGGAGUGGUGAGGCACGGAGGCAAGGUGGCCUCUCCUGCCUCUCUCGAGCGCCUGUCCUCGUCACUGCAGGCGGUGCUGUUCGCCUCGGACAGCGAUGACGACUCUGUUGUUCGCUCUGUUGCUGCCAGAGCUUUGGGCGGUACUGCACAGUACCUAUCGGAGCCGGAUUACCUCUCCCUUCUCGCCGCCCUUGCAGCCCCCCUCCCUUCUUCUCGCCCCUGGUCGCACCGCCUUGCAGCCGCACUCGCCCUCUCCUCCCUCCUCCGCCACACUGCCUCCCGCCCCGCGCCCCUGCCAGCAUCCCAGCUCGCAUCCGUUGCCGAAAAGUCAGCGGUGGCGAUAAGAGCACAUGCAGGGGAUGAUAAGGUGCCGGUGCGGGAGACGGCGGCUAAGGCGGCGGGGCGGUGGCUGGUGCUGUUUGGGAUGGGCGGGGGGAGUGCGGCGGGGGUGGUGGCGGUGCUGGCUUCGCUGCUGGGGGAUGCUGCUAGUGACGUGCGGAGGAGAGCUCUGUCUGCUGUCAAGAUGGUUGCCAAGAAGGAGCCCAUCCCAGCAAAGCUUCUGGCAGCGCUGGGUCCGCCCCUGUCGGAGUGCCUCAAGGACACAAGUCAGCCUGUGCGGCUGGCUGCAGAGCGAACUAUCCUGCACGCCUUCCAGCUCAGCAAGGGUCCUGACCAGGUGACAGCAGCACAGAAGUAUCUCACAGGGCUCGAGUCUCGCCGCAUUGCCAAGAUGCCUGUUGUCAGCGAUGGUAGCGACGACAGUGAAGAUGAUGAUGCUCAGGAUGAUUAA